Corylus avellana is the source of this 1722-nucleotide messenger RNA. RefSeq lists its product as uncharacterized. NCBI's taxonomy places the organism in Eukaryota, Viridiplantae, Streptophyta, Magnoliopsida, Fagales, Betulaceae. The record is from RefSeq and is a predicted model, not a curated record.
AUCUCUCUCUUCUUUCUGCCAACUCUCUCCAUCAUAUCUUCUUCAAACGUGCUCUACUUAGCCUCUGGAACGAAGACACCAACCAAUCGAAGAACUCGGAAAUCUCUACUCCAAAACCUUGCAAUGAAUCCGUGCCCUUUUGUGCGGAUCCUCGUCGGCAACCUGGCCGUGAAAUUUCCCAUAUCCUCCAAGGCCUCCUUCUCCGGCGUCCACCCCUCCACGUCCCCCUGCUUCUGCAAGAUCAAACUCAAGAACUUCCCCACCCAGUACGCAACGGUCCCUCUGAUCGCUCAUGAAAGCCAAACCCAUGACCGCUCCCUCGCCGCCUGCUUCACUCUCAACAAGACCCACGUCGACAAACUCGUUGGGAAGGGCAAGAACCCGGUCUUGCAAAUUUCGGUCUACGCGGGUCGGAGAGGGACGACGUGUGGGUUGAACAGCGGGAAGUUGUUGGGAACUGUCACAGUGGAGGUGGAUCUCCGCGCGGUGGAGACGAAGGCUAGUAAUAUUCACCAGGGGUGGGUUGGUAUUGGAGGGAACAGCAAGAAAGGCGGCUCGUCGGCGCAGUUGUAUUUGAGCGUUAGCGUCGAGCCGGAUCCGAGAUUCGUAUUCCAGUUCGACGGAGAACCGGAGUGCAGUCCUCAGGUUUUUCAGGUUGUCCAUGGCGAUGUUAGGCAGCCUGUGUUUUCUUGCAAAUUUGGUUUCAAGAACAUGGUAGAUCGAAGUUCACCAAGCACGUCAAGAAGUUGCUUGAUGGGCUCUCGCAAGGACCAACAAACGAGAAAACAGAGAAAGGGAUGGCACAUAACCGUCCACGAUCUCUCCGGCUCAUCGGUGGCGAUGGCCUCCAUGGUCAACCCAUUCGUGCCGUCCAGGGGAUCCGAUCGCGUCAGCCAAUCCAACCCCGGCGCGUGGCUCAUCCUCCGCCCAGGCGACGGCGCGUGGAACCCCUGGGGCCGCCUUGAGGCGUGGCGCGAGCGCGGCGGUUCCGACGCUGUCGGAUACCGCUUCCAGCUCUUCUCCGAUUCCGACGCCAGCGCGGCAACGCUUGCCGCAGGCGCCAUCAGCUCCAAGAGCGGCGGAAAAUUCAGCAUAGACAUGACCUCCAGCUUCGCUACCACGACCCCAGUGCACACCCCCAAAAGCAGCUGCGAUUUCGGGUCCGGAUCUUUCGCAUCGUCCAGAGCGUCCUCUCGAUCCGGGUCAGGAUGCGGGUCGGAGCUCGGGUACGGACCUCUUCCACCACAAGCACACGCGGGGUUUGUAAUGUCGUCUACCGUGGAAAGAGCAGGGGGGUGUAGCCAGCCCGAGGUGGAGGUGAGCGCGCAGCACGUGACUUGCUCCGAGGACGCGGCGGCGUUCGUGGCGCUGGCUGCGGCCAUGGAUCUCAGCAUGGACGCUUGCGAGUUGUUCUCCAAGAAGCUCCGAAUGGAGCUCAGGCAGUAGUAGGGUCGGGCUUUGUCGUUUUAGCGGUGUUAGCUCGUCGUUUUAGUGCAUUCUUUGAUUCUAGUGAUAAAAUAACAGCGAUUUUUGGCUGUAUUUUCCUGAUUAAAAUUUUGUAAAGCGAGGAUUGAUUAGGCAUGGAGGUUUUUUUUUUAAUUCCUUGUGCCUCUAUUUUGUAGAGAUUGUUUUUCUUUUUCUUUUUUUCCAAUUUUUGUUGGACAUCGAUCCAUGCGACAUUGUGACCUAUUGCAAAAACAAUGAGAAUCCUAUGUUUUAUUG